Neoarthrinium moseri is the source of this 1065-nucleotide messenger RNA. RefSeq lists its product as uncharacterized. NCBI's taxonomy places the organism in Eukaryota, Fungi, Ascomycota, Sordariomycetes, Amphisphaeriales, Apiosporaceae. Bases 1 to 1065 code for a protein of 354 amino acids. Gene Ontology annotation, molecular function: purine nucleosidase activity. Gene Ontology annotation, cellular component: cytosol. The record is from RefSeq and is a predicted model, not a curated record. Gene Ontology annotation, biological process: purine nucleoside catabolic process. The transcript has a single exon.
AUGAGGAUCUCGCAAUUUCUUGCAAUCGCAUUUUUCCUGCCACUCGGGUGGGCAAGUGCCGGUCAACCAGGGAAGGUCAUCAUCGAUACUGAUUUCAACACAAUCGGGGACGAUGGCCAAACACUGGCUAUGGCGGCACAGUUGCAUGCAAGCAAAGAAAUAGAACUGGUCGGUUUGACGAUCACCAUUGGAAACCAGUACCAAGCCCAGGGAUUGUCGGACUGCCUGAAGGCCGUGGAACGACUAGGGAUCGAGUUCCAAAUAGGCGUAUACGCCGGCGCACAGGUGCCCUUUCUACAUACCUACGCUGCAUUUCAACUGGAACAGUCUCUCUUCGGCAACGCAACCCAGUAUGUUGGGGCAUAUACGUCCACGGACUCGGGUCAGCUCGUCGCACCGCCGGAUGGUUUCGCCACGCAUACGGUCCCCCAAAAUCAGCGGGCCGUCGACUUUAUCAUCGAGACUGUGCACCACUACCCAAACCAGGUAACAAUACUAGCUAUCGGACCAUUGACGAACAUCGCGCUUGCCAUGCGACAGGAUCCCACCAUUGUCCCGCUCAUCAAGCAGGUUGUCAUCAUGGGCGGCCAGCUUUAUGUACCGGGUAACUCUUACAUUGGCGCCGGCGAGACCAAUUGGUGGUUGGAUGCCGAGUCCGCACGUGUGGUUCUGCGCGCUGAGGUCCCUCGCAAGAUUAUUCCCUUGGACCUGACGGAUACUGUAAACAUAUCAAAUGAUACAUACGACCUGAUUGCCAACCACGAGCCUGCCACGCCUAUCACCGAUCUAUUCAAGGAUAUCGAACGAUGGCCUUACGUCUACGAUACAGUUGCUUUGGCAUCUCUUGUUGACCCGACCCUAGACCUGGAUGAGCGUAUCUUAUACGUCGACGUGGAGUGCGGUUUUAAUGAGGCCUACGGCAGGGGACUUGUAUGGUCAGAGGACCCGUAUCCUGGGACAAAUGUCACGCAAUUGUCGUCUGUUAUUUUUAAGAUUGACAAUUCUCGGUUCUUUGAUCUUUACGUUGAUCUACUAACACGACCAGUUCCAAUCAAAAGUCACUGA